Molecule: messenger RNA, 4866 nt
Organism: Schistosoma margrebowiei
Lineage: Eukaryota; Metazoa; Platyhelminthes; Trematoda; Strigeidida; Schistosomatidae
Source: the annotation of a GenBank genome assembly
AAAAUGUCAAAUAACAUGACAAGCGGGCUUUUGACAUCGUCCUUUGUCUGUUAUUGUACAUGUAUGUUCCUUGUUCCUCCAGUUAAUUGCUGCAUUGUAUUCUGGUAAAUCAAAAUAGCAGUUGUUUCUCAACGCUUCGGUAUCAUGGGUGGUGAUUUAUUUUACUACUUCUAGGUCUGUGAACUAUUUUUCUCGUUUCAGAUUGACAUUUACAAGUUCGCUGAUAGGGGUAGUUACUUAGUGUCACGCAACAUGGAAGUGAAUGAAAAUAGAGUCAGAUGUUUGCAACAGUGGGUAGAGCACAUUAUUCCGUCCAGCAGUGAUAGAGAUGUUCGGGAGUGGCGAACGCUUCUGCAGCUCAUUGAUCUAUGGAUUCAAGUAUGAGCACUGUUAUAAACAAUGAAGAUAUACCCAAAACAGUACACGAUAUUUUGUCAGAUUUCUUCUCUGUUGAUCUUAACUCUAUUUUCCCUACAAAUGCGGAUGAUAGUCGCGGACAUACUUACCGACAUUAUUGUUUUUUGUUGCUGGUUUUGACUAUGGGUCUGCGCUUGAAGUCCACACUAUUUAUGAGUGCAGCAUUCAAGCUUCCUAGCUCAAUGCAUUAUCAUAUUGUUGAGAUGACUCAACCUCUUAUUGAAGAUUGCCCAAUCUCGAUGACUUCUUUUGAAGCGUUAAGCUUAGAUUUAGAAAAUCACCCAGUGACACCCAUUCACCAGAGCAAAAAUAUAAAGGCUCCUUUGACUUGUCCUAUUAAUUCAAAAGUACCCAUAUUAUCGUUUGGACACAAUGAAUUAAGUGUAACUGAUCCUGAACUUACUUUUGGUGAUACAUAUUCCGGAAAUGAACUUUCUUACAGAUUUACUGGUCACUCCUUCUAUCCACCUCCACAAACCUUUUUUGAAUCUCCUCAUGUCCGCAAAGGAAAAAGCUGUGUCACAAAAUCUGGGUUUGGAAAUGAUUUCGAGUCGGAAAUCGACUCUCCUCUUUACUCAUUGAAAUCGAUUCUAGAGUCACCACAAGUUGUUCCUAAGGGCCAACUUUUAUCCAAAUUGGAUGAAAUUCGAUCCUUGUCUUCUAAGUUAUCUGAGGUCCAGCAUUUAUAUGAAGAAAACAUGUGUGAACUUAGUCGCCUGAGUUCUGAGUUGCAAGCUUCAGAAAUAAGGAGAAAAGAAACAGAGAUCCGCUUGAAGCGACGUGAAUCAGAGUUAAACGAAAUGCGUGAUGAAUUGGCUUAUGAAAUAGAAAUGCGUUCAUUUCACGAACAACGAUCUAAUCUUGUUGAUCAUCUACAGGAAAGUCUGAAUGAUGCUUUGGAAAAAUUAAAGGUAGUUAAUCAAUUGGACAAGGAGAAUCAGGAGCUUCUCAAAGAAAACCGCAAAUUGAAAACUAAGGAAAAAGAAUUGGAAAGUAUUCGUUCGCAUUUGUUAUCUCAACAAAAACUUGAACACCAACUUAAUCAAAUGAAAGUCGUUGCCCAGCUUGCAGAUAGUGAGAUACAUGAAUUAUUGUGCCAUCGCGAACGACUUCUAGCUAGAUCCGAAGCGGAAUACGUAGCACAGGCGAAUUCUUUAAUUCGUAACCAGGGUUCUACUUCGGAAACAAUAACUUCUCUGUGUAACAAGUGUUAUUCAUGUGAGAACUGUCCUGAAUCUGCACAUACAUUUCAUCCAAGCUUUGGUAAAGAAUUGCAACUUUCUAAUGCAGAUGUUUCAAACGCAGGUCCUGCUGAAAGUUUAGCUUCUGUGGUGAUGAUAAAUAAUCAGCUUCAGGAUCUUGAGUCAGCUGUUGUUAAGGCACAAACAGACUACCAAAUUAUGAGAAAGAAGUAUAUUGUAGAACGAUUUAACUCAUUGUUCGGAAAAGUCCUUGCAAAACACCGUGGCAGUAUAAUUAACAGCUUUCAAUAUUCAUGUGGGGUUUUGACAAGAGAACUUAAUAAUCUCAAAUCAAUGAUGGAUACUAGAUUCGAAAAACUCUGUGAAAAAAUUCUGAGUUCAGAAGCAAGGUUGACUCAAGCCAAUAAAAAAGUUACAGAGAUAAAAGCUAAGCAGAUAGAAAUGAUCAAUAAAUUAUAUGCUCAGAGAAAACAGCUUUAUAUUGAAAUGGACAAAAUACGAUUAGAAUCCGAGAUUGGCGUUCAUGAUUGGGAAAAUAAAGUGAAGUUACUUCAGACUGAAAAUUGUGAAUUGAAUGCCAAGGUAAACCGCCUGAAAGACAGUCUGGCAAUUUGUGUUUCCAAUUAUAAAUCAAUUAUCAACACUAUGUCGGAAGAGCAUCGUCGUGAAAAAGACCAAAUUAUAUCAAACCUGAAAUAUGCUCAAGAGACUAAGGAUAUUUCUUUACAAGAAACUGCCAAUUUAAAACUUUUACUAAAUAAUCUCAAAACUGAGCUAAUCGACGAAAAAGAAAAGGCUUCUCAGCUUUCAACCCUAUAUGAUAGAUUUAAAAGUGAAGUAGACGACCUACGUUGCAAUCUCUCUAAAACAAGGGAAGACUUAUUAGAAGUUGAAGAAAGCUUAGAAGUAAAAAAUGACGUAGUUCUAUCUCUGCAAUCAACAAACAAACAGUUAGAGGACAAACUUUUACUGACUGAAACUUCUUAUAAGCUGAAGGAAAAUGAGGUUUGCAGGUUGGUAUCUCAAAUUAUAGAAUUAGAAUCUAAAAAUAAACGAAGUUCUGAGAAAAUUACUGAGCUCGAAAAUUCAGCUAAGUCAUCCAGUCAUAUCCAAUCGGAUCUGGAGCAUCAUUUAGAAACCAUGAGAAUUCAACUUAAGGAAAUGGAAAGUGGAUGGUUGUCUACACGUGCACAGCUGGCUGAAACAAGGCAACAAUUAAUUAAGACAGAAGAGCUACUUCAUGAUACGAGGUUGAGUCUUUUACGAGCAAACUAUAAAAAAGCUGAAGUUUUAGAGCGCUUAACACUAACCGAACCAAAGAAUAGAAGAACCCAAUCGACAUUAGAUCUCACUUCUGAUAUAUCAUCUACAACAUAUAAUAAUGUAAGUACUGGAAUCAAGCUAGUUCAUUCGGAAUCAACAUCAGAUUUUUCUUGUAAAAAUAAACUUCUCAAUGUAGAAAUUCAAAAUAAUCUCAGUAAAAUUGAUCAUAUCGACACAGCAAGUAAGCCAGCUGGAAAAUCUUUUUCAGACAUUGCUUUUCAAAAGUAUGAUACACGUUCACAAAUAUCUUUAAAUAAUUUAUCUGGUAAUAUGAAAGGUUAGUCAGGUCGUAUUUUAUUUUCUACAAUAAUAUGUAUUAUUUCUGUUUAAACAGUUUUAUGUGCUUCGUCAUGACGUUAAGUCGUAUAAAUUUAUAGAUAAGUUAUCAUUUUAUCCAGAUUUUACUCAAGACACUUCCUUUCUCGACAUCAUGUGUGUUUGUAGUAUUUUUCUACUUAUUAUCACGUAAUUGAAAUUGUAGACGUGAAAUAAUCUUUUAAUUAAAGUCGGUUAAUGGUUAUCAUUGGACUUUUCCGCUGGAUAUCCAUGAAUCCCAGUGAUGUUCACACCGUUAUUCAAGUGCUGGUACCUUUCUCUUCGAAUGUCAACGCUUUAUCCAUUGAACUUCUGAGUUCAGAGGGUCACUAGCUUGUGCAACGGGUAUGAGUAAUACAUGUAAGGGGCUGUAAUGGAGACUGCAGUUGAUCAGUCUAUGUUGGCAUAUGGGCAUCCUGAGAGAGUUGCCUGGAUAUUGUUAUUUAGUCACAAAUAUUUAGUAAAGUUGGGUAGUAACUGGUAUUCAAGUAUGAUCAAUUGCAGUCUUUGACACCAAACAGAGAAAACGCAAACCCUUAGAAGCUGAAAUAAUUUGUUCAGCUUUUUGACUCAAAUGAUCAUGAUAAGGGAGAUUGAAAAUUCGUUAAUUAACAUCAAUUCUUAAUUGACCAAUCUUUUGUUGCAUGAAAUGAAUCACACAGAGAAAACACUCAAAUGCGUGUACAAACGAAAUUGUUUAAAGCAGAUCAAUCUUUGACGUACAGUUUUCUUCUUAGAUUAGUAAAUUACAAGUUUCAAUGCAAGAUAUGUGCACUCGAGCACCUUUAUUGGUUUAACACUGAUCUUUUUUGAAUUCAUGUUUUUGAACUAUAAGUAAUUCUUUGUUAUUAAUUGAAGAAUGGCCUCCUUAUUCAUCCAUUACUGCUCCAGUUAGUCCUGGUGGAUUACAAAAAGAAAAUCACAAAACAUUGUCUGGUACGUCUAUACCAUUUCAUAGUUGUCGCAUUGGUCGUCUGAUUAUUUCACCUGAUGGAGAUGAAGCAAACGAACUAAAGCCAUUCACUUAUCAAAUGUCACACAAACUUUACUCUGGUCCAUCGAAGACAGAAAACGAGAAUCAGAUAAUUGAAAUGGAGCUGAAUACGCCUGCUACAAGCAUAUCAACUGAACAUGAAAAGCAACCUAAUUCAGAAUCCGUCUCACUAACUUUACCAUAUAUACCUGAAACUCCUGCGUAUAUGUUGAACAAUCUUUCUCGAAGUCGCAGUGCUUAUGAGAUUGCUACAGUACCACUUUCGUGCAAUAGUGAUCUCUCUACCAAAAACACAUUGUCGUCCACAUCAAAUUGUUCAAUUCCUACGAAUAAUGACAGACCGAAGUUUAAGUAUGGUAGGUGGGUUUCCAAAAGACUUCACAAACGUUCGAAGCAUGGAGUUUCGCAAGAUCUAAAGAUUGAAGGUGGUCGAUUCUUGGGGCCUUAUCCGCCAAGUACUAACGACGUUCAGAGAAGUAAGGAAUUAAAAGAAGAUAAUUCUGCUAACAAGUCGACGUGGCAUAAAGUAUGGUCAAAAUACAAGUAAUGGAUUAUCAAACAAGUUUUUAUUGUACAUAUUUCUUUAGUUUAAAAUUAUAUUACAGUUUUUAACAU